CUGCCUUUUCUUUUCUACAGGAUUAUUUUACAGAUGAAAACAGAGUACUAAAAAAGGACCCUCAACAGGAUUAUCAUCUGGAAUAUGCCAUGGAAAACAGUACACAUACAAUAUUGGCUUUUAGCAGAGAACUGCACACUUGUGACACAAAUGACAAGAGCAUAACGGAGAGCACAGUGCGGGUGAUAUGGGCCUACCAUCACAAAGACAUGGGAGAAGCAGGUCAAAAUUACCACGGGUCUAAUCGUGGUACAAAGAGUCUACGUUUACUGAAUCCUGAGAAAGAAGAAGUCUUAUCUGCCUCUUUGCUGCACUUUGACUUGACAAACAAAGACGUGCCUGUACCAGACAAGGAUACAACAUAUUGGUGCCAGAUGUUUAAGAUUCCUGUACAACAUGAAAAGCAUCAUGUGAUAAAGGUUGAGCCAUUGAUCCAGAAAGGCCACGAGAAUCUGGUGCACCAUAUCCUGCUCUACCAGUGCAGCAGCAACUUGAACGACAGUGUGCUGGACUACGGGCAUGAGUGUUACCACCCCAACAUGCCAGACUCUUUUCUCACAUGUGAGACGGUCAUUUUUGCUUGGGCCAUUGGAGGAGAGGGCUUCACCUACCCUUCUCACGUUGGCUUAUCCAUUGGCACGGCAGCUGACCCUCAGUUUGUUCUUAUGGAGGUGCAUUAUGACAAUCCAUCAUACACAGAAGGCUUGAUAGAUAACUCUGGUCUGAGGCUCAUUUAUACUCCAGUUUUAAGGAAAUACGAUGCUGGGGUUAUUGAGGCUGGUCUUUGGGUCAGCCUCUUCCACAAUAUCCCACCAGGCAUGCCUGAAUUUGUGUCAGAGGGUCACUGCACGCUGGAAUGUCUGGAAGAGGCUCUAGGUGCUGAGAGACCUGCUGGGAUUCACGUCUUUGCGGUACUUCUUCAUGCUCAUCUUGCUGGCAGAGCAAUCAGGAUGCGCCACUUCCACAACGGCGAGGAGCAGAAGCUGCUUGCUUAUGACGAUGAGUUUGACUUCAACUUCCAGGAGUUUCAGUAUCUGAAAGAAGAAAGGACCAUCUUGCCAGGGGAUAAUUUAAUCACAGAAUGUCACUACAGUACUGUGGACCGAAUUCGCAUGACAUGGGGUGGUCUGAGCACCAGGAAUGAAAUGUGCCUGUCAUAUCUGCUCUAUUACCCAAGAAUCAACCUCACCCGAUGUGCAAGUAUUCCAGAUAUAAUGGAACAGCUCCAGUUCAUUGGUGUUAAGGAAAUCUAUAGACCAGUCAGGACUUGGCCUUUCAUUAUCAAGAGUCCUAAGCAAUAUAAAAACCUGUCUUUUAUGGAUGCGAUGAAUAAAUUCAAAUGGUCCAGAUCGGAGGGUCUCUCCUAUAAUGAACUUGUGCUUAAACUACCGGUGAACGUGAGAUGUUCAAAAACAGAUAAUGCAGAAUGGUCGAUCCAAGGCAUGACAGCUUUACCCCCUGAAAUAGAGAGACCGUACAAGGCAGAACCAGUAAUAUGCAGCUCAUCUUCCUGUUUACAUUGCAGUUUAUUCCUCACCCUGUCGUUUGUUGUCCAUGUCACAGCCAGUACCAUCGGAAACAUUGGGCCCUUUGUAUAAUAAUUUUUAUUCAUUUGUGUUCUGUAUGCCAUGCAAGUUCUGAUGUGUUUGCACUGUUGCUAUUGUAGAUUUAUUUUUUUACGUAUUAAUAAACUAAAUUUGCCAGUUCAAAAUAAAAUGUGUACUUCCUC
Molecule: messenger RNA, 1729 nt
Organism: Cariama cristata (Red-legged seriema)
Lineage: Eukaryota; Metazoa; Chordata; Aves; Cariamiformes; Cariamidae
Gene: MOXD1
Product: monooxygenase, DBH-like 1
Exons: 11
Biological process (GO): octopamine biosynthetic process; dopamine catabolic process; norepinephrine biosynthetic process
Cellular component (GO): secretory granule membrane
Molecular function (GO): dopamine beta-monooxygenase activity; copper ion binding
Source: RefSeq, a predicted model, not a curated record